AUGAAUGCAAAUAAUUAUCUGUACCGUUUGAAGAACGUUUAUACAAAGAUUGGAAAUACAAAUUGUGGUGGUCUCGUAUACAACAGAAAUGGUUUAACUUCACGUUUAUACUCUUCAACGACGAGUAAACGAGAAGAAUCAAAUGAUGAUGGUACUUUAUUGGUGGUCGAUACAACAACAAACAAGAAAAAAGGAGGAGGAGGAUACAUUACAACGAUUAGACAUGUAUUACAGAAAUAUAACUUUGAUCCUCAUACACUACCAGUUACAAAUUACUAUAUCAACUAUGAUACCUAUCAACAAAACCAACUACAACAGUUGAAUCAAAGUAUAGGUGUUGCUAAAAACAAGACCGACCAUUUCAAUAUCAUCAAUGAUCGUUUAAUUGGUGAAAAUAAGAUUAGAAUGUUUCUAGAAAAGAAUGAUAUAGACACUAUAGUAUCGGAUAAUCAACAACUAAAAAGUGGAGAACAAGAAGAACAAGAAGAAGAAGAAACAACAAAACAAUUGAUUGAUCGUAUUUUACAACAAAUAUCAUCAUCUACAACUACCACUUCAUUACCUUUUUCAUCUUCAUCUUUAUCUUCAUCCUCAACAAGAUCACCAUUUUUAACUUGGUCACAACAAAUAUUACCAAAUACAAUUGAAUGUAAAGGAGAAUCGGUCAAGGAAAUAGCAACCAAUGCAUUCAAUGUUUUAUAUCCAUUAUUAUUUUUAUUACAACAACAUCAUAUCAACAAUAACAAUGACAAUAAUAACAACAAUACAACACCAUUUAAAUUUAUAUUUUCAUCAAUUGUUGCAGUGGAUACAUUAUCAUCAAGAUGUGAAUUAGUUAGAGACAAGAUUAUGGAGAAAUUAAAAGAAACAAGAAAACAAUUAUAUCAUUCAAUGGUAACAACCGAUUCACCAUUAUACAAAGAUUUAACAAAAUUCAACAACAAUAACAUUGGUGAAAGACAAGAUAAUUUAUACAUUUGUCAAAUACUGAUGACCUCAAAACAAACAUUACAAGUUUGUAUAUCAAAGGUUGGACAAGAUAGUGAUCUAGGAUGGACACUUCCACUACCAUUUGAAUUGGGUGUAGCACCAUUACCAGAAUCAAAAAUUCCACCAUCAAGAGCCUAUAUUAAAUUACUGGAGGCUCUUAUUCUAACUGGACGUAUUCCAGGUCCAGGUGAUAAAUGUGCAGAGUUGGGUAGUAGUCCUGGAGGUUGGACCGCACUAUUGCUGUCGCUAAACAAACCAGAUAAUAUUUCAUUAGAGAGUGUUGAUCGAUCACCGUUGGACACGAAUCUAACAAAGAAAUACAAACCACCAGUACUCACACACAGUAUUGGUAAUGGAGCUGUUUGGUUACCAAAGUCACCUGUUUCAUGGUUGUUCAACGAUAUGUCUAUACCACCUGAAAAGAGUUUAGAAGUACUAGACAAUUGGAUUGCAGGUGGACAUGUCACAGACACCUUUUUAUGGACACUCAAAUUUGUUGGAUCACACGCAGACCCAACGACUUAUAAAAAGGCAAUUGAUAAAACACAUCAAAUCAUGUCCAAACAUAAUAGUAAAUUUAAUGUUGAAAGAGUAAUUUUAUUGACCCCAAUUAAAAGAUAUUUAUCGACAACUAAAAUUGACAAUGAAUUCAUCACUCAAUACAUAAAGGUUGAGAGUGAUGGAAAAACUUUGACAACUGAUCCAAGAGCCGUUAGUCAAACAACUUCUAGCAUUGGUUUUGCUGGAUAUCCAGGGAGUGGCAAGAGCACCCUUUUCAAUGCCAUGGUUAAUUGUCUUUAUGGUGUAGAGAAGUCAUACUUUGUAGCAAGGGAUGGAAUAAAGACAGUAACUCUUGGAAUGUACACCAUGUCAGACAAGGCAAGAAGUGUAUUGGGUCUCCGUCCAAUCACCAAACAAGUCUUUGUCACUGUGCCAGAGCCCAUAGAAGACGAUGACGUACAAGUUGCACUUGGCGAACAAAUCGUAAGAGAGGUCUCCAACAUACUCCCCGGUAUGGUGAUCACACCUUUUGCCUUGCCCAGAUACUCACUAAAAGAACUUCAUAAAAUGAAAACCAAAGAGAGACCACUUUCAUUCCAUCCAGAUUUUGUUAACAUUGUCAAAACUGGUAUUAUCGAUAAGAUCACUCCAAGAAUAGAAACCGAGGCAUUGGCAUCAAAAGCAGAAUCAAUUCAAAAACUUCUCGAGGCCUACAACAGAUCAUUGCAUACCAAUAUUGCCAAAUCAAAAUCUGUAACCUAUUUAACCAUGAAUUUUGCUGAUUUUUAUAAUAACACUAGCAACAUUGUCCAAGUAGAUUUAACAAAAUCUACAUUCUAUGUCAAGGAAAAGAGUGAAUUGUGGGUUCUAGAUUCUAAAUUUCCAACAGUCGUAACCAUUCCCCAAGAGGAAUUAAUCUCAAUCUACAGAGAUCAAUUCGACUCCAAGCAUACUGACCUAGUCGCCAAACUUGCAAUCGCCGGACAAUUGGAUAAAAGCAAAAAAGCAUUUCAAGAGUGUGUUCAAUCAGUCAACGAUAGAGCAAAGUCAAAACUUACAGUCUACAUUGGCGGUUUGGAAUUUGGUGACACCCAUGUACCAGGAAAAGAAUAUUUUAUCGAUCGUCAAAAUGCUGACCUUGUCAAAUUCCAAAAGGCCGUUCAAUUGUCGCCAGAUUACACUCCAUUCUACAAACACUACGAUGCAGAGGUUCCCUUGAUUAAAAAGAAAUGGGAGGACCAAGAAAAACGAGCACAGUGGAAGGCUCCAGUACAAACUCAUGGUGACCGAAAAUGUGAGGGUGGACAUUCCUUGGUAGAUCAUGUCAGUUGUUCAUCAUGUCAAGGUUAUUUGUAUUGGGUUGAUGGUCUCUCCUCAACUGCAAUGUGUCGAAAUUGUGGAAGAAAACAAUCACUCGCUACUCCAAAAUUGGUUUGUCGUGGUUGUGGUAAACCUGCUAUAUGUAUUGCUUUGCUUCAACCUGCAUUCAAUCCAUAA
Molecule: messenger RNA, 2988 nt
Organism: Cavenderia fasciculata
Lineage: Eukaryota; Evosea; Eumycetozoa; Acytosteliales; Cavenderiaceae
Exons: 5
Coding region: 1-2988 (995 amino acids)
Biological process (GO): methylation
Molecular function (GO): methyltransferase activity
Source: RefSeq, a predicted model, not a curated record